AUGAGCGUUUGUACGAACGGAACGGCGCCGUCGGUCUCGUCCAUCAAUCGUAUACUUAGGAACAGAGCGGCCGAAAGAGCGGCCGCAGAGUUCGCCCGAAACUAUCAGUUGGCGGCCGCGGCCACCGCCGCCUCUGUUCACUACCCACUCGGACCGCAUCCUCACCACCAUUCGGCACAUCCGGCCCAUCCAUACGCCGGAGGCAACUCAGGUCACGCCCACCAGCUGUACGCGGCGUGGGCUGCGGCGGCCACAGCGGCGGCACUGGCCUCUCACCAACACCCGCACGCGGGACAGACUGGCCAUCACUUCUGGCCGCCAUCGCCUCUAACACACGCGGCGUUAUUACAACAGCAACACAACAAUAGAGAGGAUUUAGAGAAUAGCAGUCCGAGAGAUAGAGACGUGGAAAAGGACGACAUUAAGCACAAUAGCAAUAGCAGUACUCAUAGCAACUCCUCAUCACCAAACCAUAGCAACACAUCAGCCGUACUCUCACAACAACAGUUAGCAUUUGAUUCUCACCUCUCAUUCGACCCCAACUCGAGUUCAGCCAAAUUUCGUCGAAACCGAACCACUUUCUCACACCAGCAGUUGGAAGUACUCGAAGAAGAGUUUGAACGAACUCACUAUCCAUGUGUCACCACCAGAGAGAGGUUAGCGCAGAUCACCAGCCUCUCCGAGGCCAGGGUUCAGUUAAUUAUAGAUAUAUGA
Molecule: messenger RNA, 714 nt
Organism: Medioppia subpectinata
Lineage: Eukaryota; Metazoa; Arthropoda; Arachnida; Sarcoptiformes; Oppiidae
Source: the annotation of a GenBank genome assembly